UUCAGUUCAGGGAUGUCACCAACGAUCAGCGUGGAAUGUCGCACUUCAACUGGACUCUGGACACGGGCACCAACUACCACAUCCUCAGGACUGGCUGCUAUCCUUAUAUGAAGUAUCACUGCAGCAGGCGCGAGGUGCAGGAUCUUUCGCUCGAAGACAAGUUCUUUCGUGUUCUGAAAGUGAUCAAUCUGGGCUUACCUAUGCUCUUCUAUGGACUGGCUGCCAUUCGCCUAAUCAGUCAUACAGAGAUUGUUCAUGUCAGCGAGACGGUAAAGGUCCCAAUAUAUUUCCUGUAUGCUGAGGAUAAGGGAGCUCGGUUCUAAUUUUGAGGCAUUAAAAUGAUAAAUGUCAACAUUUUACAACUGGGCUGCUCAGGGCAGCGACCUUCUCUCCCGUAUAUUAUACAAGCUCGCCAGCAAUAACAUAAUUACACUCUAAAUAACAAAACCA
This is a messenger RNA of Drosophila pseudoobscura, 450 nucleotides long. RefSeq lists its product as uncharacterized. The coding region runs from base 36 to 323 and encodes 95 amino acids. The record is from RefSeq and is a predicted model, not a curated record. NCBI's taxonomy places the organism in Eukaryota, Metazoa, Arthropoda, Insecta, Diptera, Drosophilidae. The transcript is spliced from 2 exons.